Molecule: messenger RNA, 2209 nt
Organism: Amoebophrya sp. A25
Lineage: Eukaryota; Dinophyceae; Syndiniales; Amoebophryaceae
Source: the annotation of a GenBank genome assembly
CCGCGGCUUAUCUCUAGCAUUAGGCUAACUAGGAAGUAAGUAAGUUGCACUUAAAGACCCACCUUACAUCAAGCUGUGAGCUGCUCUUGUCUCACGACAGACAUCAAAAAAGAUGGCGCCGAAAAUGCUCAAUAUGGUCAACUACGAGGAGAAUCUUCGCAACCGUGCUCGUCACCUCAGCUUGGACGCUGUCGCCUUGGGGCUUCGUAUUCUCGGGGAGCACCAGGAUGCGCUUAUCGCUGAGGCCGGAGGAUACAAGGCCAUCGAGGCCCUCGGCCAGGCUUGCUACACUGGAAAGACUUGCGCUUCGUCUUUAGAUGCUGGUCGGGUUUAUGAAGUUCAUCGGGGUGGAAUUCAAACAGUUUCCAGAUAGGCUCACUUUUUCAUCACUCGCCUCGGAUUUAGGUACAGUUCUAGAAUAGAACUCAAAUAUUCUGAAUAAAUGGCUCCCAAGUUCUUCAUCCUCAUAACUAUCCUUCUCCACCUUACAGAUCUGGGUGACCUGUCGCUGCCGGAGUUCCAUGAGAUCUUGGCUUCCAUCUGCAAAGAGCGCCAGACCAAUGUGGAGCAGAAGGUCACCGACGGGAUUCAGAUCGAAUACUUUUUGAAGUCUUUGGGCGUGAAGGAGCCGAAAACGAAGAAGGUGCCGCUUAUUCGUUAGAUUUAGACUAUUCAGAUUGAUGGCUAGAUUGAAUGUGCUGGAAGUCAGUCGUGAUAUUCAACGUAGGCACUUAUCACAGUCGAGAGAUCUAAAGUGAAGCACUUUCGUCUUGUUUCAUAAAAGUCCACUCCUCAAAAUCCUCUUCCAUCAAUUCAUCUCUUCGUCACCCACUCAAACUCCACUACAGCUGCCGGCUGCUAAGAACCAACGCGCCACUGCUAAGGCUUUGCGCAGUGAGUUCUUAGCUGUGGUUUUGAAGUUGCGCUACAGUGAACUUCCGGAUGCGGCUGGUGUUUGUAUGAUAGCCGCCGGCGAGAUGUUUUUGCAGAGUUUGAAGCAGCUGAACCCCAACACUUCCAUGCCGCAGCUGGCUCUGGGAAAUGGGCCUUCUUUCGCGCGCGUUUCUGCUGAUGGACUUGGUGGCGCAAUCUGUGGCGGCGCCAUGGACUCGCUGCAGAACCGUGCUAGCGUGGCUGGCUCCGGUGGUGCUUCGGCUGCGGGAUCUCUGCAAGACGUGCCGACUUCUUUAGAUUUAGACUAUUUGAUGACGAAGUGAUGUCGUUUCUGCAUGAGUUUCUUGUCUCCUCGAGUUGAGCCUAUACCUUGCUGUUGAAACACAAGAAGCCUCAUCCUAUCAAACAGUCCCCUUCUUCGUCCUCUUCUCAUCUUAUCUCAAAUUCUAUACCAGAUGAUGGCUCGCGCUUUUGGUGUUUCCACGGGAGGAUGUUCCGCUUCUGGCGCUCGCAACUCAGUCCCGGAAGAGGUGACCCAGCUAUCCACUGGCGCGCUGGCGCUUCCGGAUUUCCCCGCUACACCGGCUGUCGCUGCUGCGACUAGCUCUUCUUCCUCCUCGUCCUCAUCGUCGACCGCUGUACCACCGGCUCCGCCAGCUGCUCCGGCUGCCGAAGAAGUAGAGGAGGUUCCGGAAGAGAAUAAGAAGCCGAUGAAGAUGGCCCGCAAGGGUAACGCGAAGAAGUAAGCACUGAAUGAGAGAAAAUGGCAGGGGGGGCCAUAUGAGCAACUACUUUACUUUACUAGCGGGGGGGAGUAGGCUAGUAUCUACUUGGAGAGAGAUCAACGCCGUUGCCUAUUUUAGAGAAUAUUGAUUGACUUAUCUUACCUCGUUUCCCUCGUGUUUCAAUUACACUACCACGAUUGCUACUCCUUCAGUUCUUUUCUAUCUAUGUGCACCCUACGAGCCACUUGUUUUAGAUUUAAUUUUUGAAAUUUUCCUCAUCACGACUGAUCUACCCUUACAAUAUAUGAACUCUUAUACUGUUUAAAGAAUUUCUUCUUAUUUCUCAAAUGAUGUAGUACGUUUGUACCUCGUCCCUGUCGUAGCUGGUUUCGAAUAGUUUUACUCACUUGAGUACUUGGGUAUCUAGUGGGUAGAACUAUUCAAAAAAAUAACUCACGCCUGGUUGUUGAUGGGAGGCCUUGCCUCCGGGAGGGAAGGGGAGCUUCUUUCUACAAGAUGAAAGUAAGAAUGUUUGAAUUUAUGAACAUUGAAGAUGUUUCGACGCAGAUCCCCAUCUGCGAUCUCUGUGC